Molecule: messenger RNA, 676 nt
Organism: Aspergillus welwitschiae
Lineage: Eukaryota; Fungi; Ascomycota; Eurotiomycetes; Eurotiales; Aspergillaceae
Exons: 2
Coding region: 6-323 (105 amino acids)
Source: RefSeq, a predicted model, not a curated record
AGUGGAUGCAGCGUUCGCUAGUCAGGAACGAACCAGUGGAGUUGUCUCUCUUUCUGCCGGCUCUCCUUUCCGAAUCCGCUGCCAUCCCUCCCAUCAGGGGUCUUCUCUGUGAGAAUCAAUCAGCACUGGCUGCGAGUUCCCAACUCGGACUAUCGACGGCUAAAUCCCGAAUCAUUCGAGUUUCAGAUGGACUCAAAACUAGUAUCCCAGGCCAGGGGGCAGCGAGGAGUACCGGAAGCGUGGUGCGUGUGAAACGAAGAGAGACAAAGAACUCAGGAACCGAAGCCAAUCCAGUGUCCUGCUCCUCACGCCGCUGCGGUUAGUGAGUUCACUAGAGCAGGGCGUAUUCUCGGCCAAGCAACGCACACUGGCGAUCGUCGCUCGAAAAGGAGUCAGGCACACACCGACCGGGCCUCAGCCAGGCGCCGCCAGCGCAACAAUGGAUGCGCUGGCGAGUAACGUGGCCGGGUGAUUUGUUUACCGACUGACGGCGUGUCGACGUGAACAAUGGCCGGUCACAUUCUCAAUGUGCCCCAGGCCAAUAGGCAGGCGAGACGUGCCCCUUGCGACUCGUCAAGCAAUUUUUCCGGGGCAGCGCUCGUGAGGGUUCGAGUUUGACUGGUUGGGUCCAAACGGGACCCUCUGGCACUCUGGGGCUCAUAUUUAGUCGACCCCC